AUGACUUUGUCCGAGUCCUGUAUUAAGAAGCGGAGACGAAAUAGAAACGCUCCAGGCAAGCCAAAAGCCAUUUCACGCAGUGAUCCCGAACCGCCGCUGGACGCAGAGGUGGAUUCUACGACAAGCCGCGAUGAGUACCAUACACGGUACACCCUCCCAUUGUCGAUUCCUUUUAGAUUCGAUUCCAAUAUCCUGAUCAAAAAUAGGCUUUGCGCAGUGGAAACUAGCUUGAGUCAACUUCAAGAAUCACUAUCUAUCCGCAAUGAUAGUGACUGCCGGAAUAGACCAGGGGUAACCUCAUCAACUAUUGAACGAACUGCACGCGAUGCACCCAUGAAUCUUAUCCAGGAGAUCCGACAGAACAUCAUGUUACAUGAAAAUCCCUCGACCAGCGAUGAUAGCACUAAAGACAUUAUAAUCAACGGUAUACUUUCCGAGGAACUUGCUAUUACGCUUCUCAAAGGUACGGACCCCGUCCAACUACGCACCAAAUCCUCGCUACUGUUUGGUACUUGUAUUUUAGCAGGUCUCCAUAUCACCCCUUCCUUACAUGGGUCAUCGACACAUCAAGCUUUGUAUCACCAUAUUCAUGGACUGCUCGGCCAAGCACAUCUUUCUUCCACUGCCUCGCUUGACACAAUACAGUCGAUGUUGAUUUUCUCCAUGUGGGACCUGCGACCAUCUUUGGGCCCUGACUAUGGUACAUCUUGGCUCCUCAGCGGCACGGCUGCUAUGCGGGUGAUUAUGACUACUCCAUUUGGGCAGCUUCCAAACACAAGCGACGCCGAUGGAGGCGAACGAGCCCAAGCACAAGAAAUAAUGCGCACGUGGAACUUGAUUUGCCUCUGUCAAUUACAGUUUUCUGUGGGCUCUGGUCGUCCACCGAUCAUAUCCAGCCAGUACUUUGACGAAUGCAUUAAAGUCCUCGAUUUUCCAUCAUACAAUGCACGCGACGAACUUGUAUUAGCUGGAGUCAGGUUAUAUCGACUACUUUGGGAAAUUAUAAGCUCCAACGUGAUACAGAAGGGAAGUACCGUUUGGCCCGAAAUCGACAAUUUGCGCAAGUCCCAGGAGAACAUUUAUAAGCUUGAUUCUUCUGAACCACUACGGUUUGCAUACUCCUGCGCAUACCUGAUUCUUGCACGUCGCACACUUCAACAUAUGAGCGAAACUCAACCCGAGGAAACGAGCGACUCCAUAAUUACACCAGAGGAAUCAACACUCCCCUUAAUUCGGUUCGCAAUUAGCCAGUCACAUCAACUUUUGGACCUAUUUGUCUCCAUGUCAGAUUUGACCACUUAUAUCCACCCGGCUUACGAAAAUGUGCUUUGUUCCUUUGCAAUGGUGACACUAGCCGAGUUUGUCGUUCAUUUAGAUGAUGUGGGUAGUAUAAUCAUUCUCAUGGAACAAGCCAUCUCGCAUAUUCAAUGUGGAGGCAAAGCCGAGCCGGUGAGCCGGUGGUCUCUGAACAUCAUGAAGCAGCAUUUUGCAGAGCGGAUUGAGGAAGAAGAUUGUAUGGCGUCUAUGGGAGAGAAUAGCACAGACAUUUAUAUGCCGCAGUCAGUGCAAAAUUCCACUGAUCCCUGGGGUUGUAACGAAUGGGGUAUCGAGCAGGAGUUUCCAUCGCUUGAAGAUAUGUUCUUUGGUAAUGUGAUUUGA
This is a messenger RNA of Penicillium verrucosum, 1659 nucleotides long. RefSeq names its product fungal specific transcription factor domain-containing protein. Bases 1 to 1659 code for a protein of 552 amino acids. The record is from RefSeq and is a predicted model, not a curated record. Gene Ontology annotation, molecular function: transcription cis-regulatory region binding; DNA-binding transcription factor activity, RNA polymerase II-specific. Gene Ontology annotation, cellular component: nucleus. Lineage: Eukaryota; Fungi; Ascomycota; Eurotiomycetes; Eurotiales; Aspergillaceae. The transcript is spliced from 6 exons. Gene Ontology annotation, biological process: regulation of DNA-templated transcription.